Molecule: messenger RNA, 3711 nt
Organism: Tachysurus fulvidraco (yellow catfish)
Lineage: Eukaryota; Metazoa; Chordata; Actinopteri; Siluriformes; Bagridae
Product: zinc finger and BTB domain-containing protein 12
Exons: 5
Coding region: 658-2304 (548 amino acids)
Biological process (GO): regulation of transcription by RNA polymerase II
Molecular function (GO): RNA polymerase II cis-regulatory region sequence-specific DNA binding; DNA-binding transcription factor activity, RNA polymerase II-specific; protein binding
Source: RefSeq, a predicted model, not a curated record
CACAGAGCUCAUCCAAAUCAGUAGCUGCAGCCGCAAAAACGCUCUGCUUCAUUUGUCCAUCUCUUUACAGAUCAUAUACAACAGGCUUAGCAGAUUUAAGUUUCUGCUUGGAGGCUGAUAGAAGAUGAACCAAACCGUGAUCAGAGAGUCCAAGAGCUACACAGGGACCAGAGUGUUAUGAAACCUUUAAAACAGUGUAGCAGUGCUCCAGUAUAUUGUUGUCCCCUGUAUAUUGUGGGCAUGUGAUGUGCUGUUUGUAUUUAGGCAGUUUGUGGGUGACAUUAGCUUUAGGAAAAUCACUGAGAAUGAUAAUGAAAGAGUCCAGAUAGCGCUGCUCAGUUUGUGUGAUCUGAUCGGCCAACAGUUCUAGCGCCGCGGUCACACGCGCGUCAGGAGGAAUGUUCACACUCGGCAGAAUUUACGAGAACUCCUGCAGCAAAUAAAAUGGAUUACAGUUAAUAAAGAGAGCUUGAAAAAUUUGGGCAGCACAGCUUCUUUAAAACUGUCACAUCUGUACACCAGCCCUCAUCGAUAUAAAAACAUCAUCCACCGCCUCUCGUUUUCCUCGACAAGUCAGUGACACGAUCCACUCUGAACAGCUGGAAUCCCGUUAGAUGUAGCGUGCUGUUCAGGAUAGCUCCGUUCUGCCAGGUUUCCAUGAAGCAGAGCGCAGAAGAGUUAAAAAGGUCCUUCAUGCGGAUGGACGUGGUGUGUUUCCGCCUUCCUGGCCACAGCGACGCAGCUCUGAGGAACAUGAACUCCUUGCGGGAGCAGCGCCACUUCUGCGACAUCACCAUCGUGGCAGGCGGCAGGCAGAUGUUCCGCGGUCACAAAGUGGUGCUGGCCGCUGGCUCGGCCUUCCUCAGGGACCAGUUUUUACUGAACCCCUCUGCAGAGCUACAGCAGGUCUCAGUGCUGCACAGCUCCACAGUGAUCCGUGAGCUGCUGCAGUCCUGCUACACUGGCAUCCUGCAGUUCAGCGCCAAAGAGAUCGUCAAUUACCUGACAGCAGCCAGCUACCUCCAAAUGGAGCACGUGGUGGAGAAGUGCCGAGUGGCUCUGAGUCAGUACCUGCAGUCUAAGAGCAGCAGCUCAGGAACUGUAAAAACAGAAGAGUCUCAGGGUAUGGCGGCGAUCGUCAGCGGAAGCACUCACGACAUGUCGCCACCUUCCGAGCGUGCAUCGUCUCUGCAGCCUCACAGCUCGGAGGAGGAGCCGCAGGUCUCAGGAGUCGAUCACACCGGUGCUCAUCACAGAGAUGAGGCUGAUUUGUCCGUAGUGCGGCUUCGAUCCUCAGAGCACUCCGGAGGUAUCGAGGACGAAGAGAGCAGGAACGACUUCAGUGUGUUCGAGGUUCGCAUCAGAGACGAGCACCGUGGCCCAGUGGAGAACGCAGGAGUCCACGAGGACCACGGAGACGCUGUGGACUUGUUGGCUGUACGCCAGGUCACACACCCGCACGCUGAGGAUCUGAGCAGGGACGACGGUGGAGUGCCGGGCAGCAGCCCGAGGGGUGGUGUACGCAUCUGGAGGCGGAGAUUCGGGGAGCCCAGGGGUGGCCGGGGGCGGGGCUUCAAGCACAGGAAGCGUUACACCUACCGCGAACGAAGGCCUUUGGGGAACUUUCAGCAGGCGUGGCGCUUUCCCACCUCUGAGGAGAUCAUGGGGAGUUUUGGAGCAGGGAUCGGGCAAGACUACUUAGAUCUAGGAGAGGGUUCGAUGCGGGUGGAUUAUCAGCCGUCAGAAUGCCAAGGAGACGCGGCGGGUUCGGACGGUGGCCCUGGUCAUUUUAGCAUGGACGGAGCGAGCGGUGAGGACGAUGUAGGAGUCGUCCCGUUGGCCGCUAACGAAGAAAACGGUGGUGAGGACUCUGUGGCUGUCGUGGGCUCCACAUCCUGCGUGACGGGCUCUGUGGCAUGCGAGCAGUGCGGUCUGGCAUUUUCUUCAGUGGAAGAUCUAGCCACCCAUUCACGCUCCACCCACCUGCUGUACGUUUGCCCGUGCUGCGGCAAACACUUCAGCCAGACGAGCAACCUGAACCGCCACAUGGCCGUCCACCGCUCGGCCAAGCUCCACAGCUGCCCGCUGUGCCACAAGACCUUCACGCAGAAGUCCACGCUGUCCGACCACAUGAACAUGCACAGCGGACAGCGGCCACACGUCUGCGCCUUCUGCCGCAUCUGCUUCGCCCACAAACCCGCGCUCCGGCGCCACCUGAAAGAGCAGCACGGCAAGACGACAGCACAGAACUACCUGGAGAUCCAGAGAGAGUGUGAGGAGCCUGCUAUAGGAGGAGGGGUUUAAGGAGACUUUUCAGGAAAAGUCUAAAGUAGCAUUAUUGAUCUAAUGAGGGACGUUACUAGUGAAGAUUAAGGGCCAGAGUCUGACAUCGUCUCAAACAUCUACACACGUGCUUUAGGAUCCUGACUCCAACACCAGCAGCUUGCGCUAAGGAAAAGUAAAACACAUCAGGCACUGUUCAGUGAAAUUUACACUAAUUUACUCUAAUCAGUCAGGACAUGUCUGGUGUCUGACUUGUUUGCUUCUUUCAUCAUGUGCUGGAGCGAUCACAAUGACUUACUGAACAUGUUACAGGUUCAAUACCAUUUUUUUAAACCAUACAUUGUAUUGCAAGUCUGUCUCACAUGUUUUACUUCAUCUCCCUCUGUGGGAUUUUAGUCAUUUUGUAUUCGAGUACAAAAAAGAAAAGGAAAACAAAACAACAAUAAUGUAUUCAGUUAAUCAGUAUUUUAAGCAGUUGGCCACGGACAAAUCAGUCAGUUUGAUCCAAUCAUUUUAACAGAAACGUCAGGCUUCAUUUUCCAAGCAGCAUCCCAACAGAUUUAUCCCUAAAUCAUCUGUAGGACAUUUCACUUCCGGAGAGAAAACACUUUAGUAAAAGUUACUUAACUAAAAUGCUGAUCAUCAUCAUUAUGAACCUUUUAGUAUUUUAUCAUUCUCGCUUUCUUUCUCAACAUAAACGCUCACUACAUAGAGUAUUAAUAUAACAGGAAAUUCCCAGUAGAAACCUUCGGGUUUAAACUGGUUUCACUUGCACAGGUUUGCCUUCAGUAUCAGUAAAGAUUUAAGUGUCGACCCUCUGCUUUGCUUCCUCACAGACAGGUCAGAUCACCCUGACCUCAAACAACCUUCUACAUUGGGAGAGAAGUUCCUGGUUUUUUUUAAUGCUACAGAACGAGAAACACAUCAUCAUCGUAUUCAUAUUAUUCAUCAUCUUCAUGUUAUCGGUCACGUCACAUCAGUCUCACACAGAACCGGAAGAACAAACACGGUCUUGGCUGAUUAUAAAGUAUAAAGUUCGUUCCUUUAAGAGUCAGAAGAAACCAGAGACACGAGUCAGAGUCUGAGCUUAAGUCUGAAGGUCAGAUUAGUUACCUGGACACCUCACUACUUGCUGUAUCCUGUUUAGUUAACCAGGGCUUGGUCCUCGAGACUGGAGAACAUCCGUGCCUCAUUGAUUCAAUUAGUAUCUGAACACUGUGCUGACAGACUGCAUUGUGGGGAAUAAAAACAAGAACAAAAUCCAUGUCUGUGUAAUUGUCUGUGUGUGUAUUCGGUAAAUAGCCUGUGACUAGUCGAAUAAAGCAGUUAGCAACAAGCCAGUAACGAUGUGAUUAAGUGUAGCGUGAUUCGUUUCCUGUCUCCUGUCUUCAACUGUUGUCGAUUAAAAAUACAGGGAGCUUUAACAGA